CCGCACUAUCCUCUCACGUCAACCUAAUUGCGUCCCGAAGUGUCCCUAGUUAAACAAUCCGACCAGCCAGCCAGCCAACCAACUUCUUCUAUCUGUGAAUUUCAGAAGCUUGACUGUCACAUCCACUCACAUACUGCACCAUACUGCAACUAUCUCACCCUACCCUGUACCUAACGUUGUCCUCGUGACGACGUUGACUAUUGAGAUUUUUUUUCUAAGCCUGGUCUCUUUUCGAGCUUGGCCUUUUUUUAUCUCAAGCCUUGUCUUCUCGAAGAUACCGAAGUUACCCCUCCAACCUCGGACCUCAUUGCGCGUUCCAUCCAAAACCUUUCACCUUCCAACUUGAACAUUCAUUAUUACAUUUUCCUUGUUGGCAUUCAAAGCAAAGCAGUGACAGCCUUGCCGAUGCCCACCUUCCGCCGGCGCACCCAAUUUAUUCCGGCGCGCAUUCCUCUUUGUCAUGAACCCUUAACCCUCCGGGUGAACGCCUUAACGCCGUGACGCUGUGAAUUCUGCAUGUAUCCGUGCUUCGCUGGGGGUAACAGGCCAUAAAGCCAGUCAAUAUGGCUUCAAACAACCACCCGCAGGCCUCUAUACAGAACGGAUCCUCGAGACUAAACUUGAACCCAGCUCUCCUACUCAACCCCAAAGGCUAUGGAGCUCCAUCUCCAUCUCCUCGUCAAGAUGCCUCCAAUCGGGCUUUUAAUGGCUCGACCAAUCCAGCCGAUGUCGAGUUCCAGUUCGCCAACCCACAAGAUGGCUUCGCCGGUCCUAGCCAAUAUACCUAUACGAAUGAGCAAGCCUUACCUCAGUCGCACGAUUUCAGCGGUAUGAUCGACCGAAUGAGCAACGUCGAACAGCGUACGUUCGCACCUCAGACCAAACGCCGAAGGCUCGAAUCUGAAGAGAGCAACAGCCCAAUGCGCGGAUUUGGAAGUGGCGGUGGCGGUGAUAUUGGACAUUAUGUGAAGGAGGAGCGACAAAACGCAGCUAACCAACAGCUCCCUCUUAGCCGCGUCGAGACUGUAGACCUUACUGAUGCCAACGAAGAGAACGAUCUGGUAAUAAUACAGUCUGCUAGGGAAGAGGAAGUCUGCUACGGUAUGAUUCUUCACGCAAGGUUGAAUUGUCACGUUGUUCCGAGGCCAAAGUCCGGCGCCAUCUCCCUCAUGCCAACAUAUUGGCCUCAAGUGAAGAUUUUGCUCAAGAGAAAACUUGGCGAGGCUACCAACACGAUCCACGGCUGCGAUUACACGCGCCAAAUCGUUGGAACUGUUGACCCUGUCACCUCGUCCGGUCUCGCGGCACUCCUGGAUUCUCGCCUAGAGCUCAGGACCGACUGCAGAAUACCUACAAGGUUAAAACAGGCAGGAGAAGAAGAAGGGAAGGCUACAUCGAUAAGUUACACGCUAGACCUAAUGCUUUAUGGCCCCCGCAAGAGCGGCAAGACCGUAGCUAGACAUCUCGCCCAAAGGAACAUUUGGCUCCGUAAUCCUCCGAGAGUCGAACCUGGUAUCAAAUAUGAGAACCCGCAGCUUGUCGAAGGACCCAGGCCUCCGUCUGUGCUUAAGGAGCCCCCUAGGCCGGUCCCUGUGACUGUAGCACCCUCGGUGGUGCGUAAUGUCGAAGAAAUCCGCUCUGAAGUUAUGGGAGUCUUUGACUCCCUUACCAAAAGCGAGGAGCUUCCCGAGAUGGAACCCGGACCUCGGGUGCAGACGGACCUCCUCAAGCAUCAAAAACAGGGGCUUUACUUCAUGACGAACAAGGAGAAGCCUCGUCGAUUCGGCAGUGAUGGCAAGAUUGCAGAUUCAUUCUGGCAAAUUCGUCGCAGUAGUAGUGGCCAAAACAUUUACUACAAUGUAAUUACGGGACAGUCGCAACGCGAACCCCCUCCCGAGACUCUCGGUGGAAUCCUCGCAGAUAUGAUGGGUCUCGGAAAGACCCUGAGCAUUUUGUCUCUGAUUGCAAGUUCCCUCGACCAAGCUGAACAGUGGUCAACCCUCGCACCUGUUCAACCCCAGGCUCCUCCGAUGCCCAAGAAGAAGACCAGUUCUUCAGGUCAAUUUGAUGUGCCCACACCCCAACCACUAGCCUUGACCGAACUUAAGCAAAAUGGUAGAGCAACCCUUUUAAUCUGUCCUCUCAGUACGGUGGCCAACUGGGAAGAACAAAUUAAAGCCCAUAUCAAGCCCGGCCAGCUAUCACAUUACAUCUAUCAUGGGUCUAACCGUAUCAAAGACCCCAAAAUACUUGCCAAGUUCGACAUUGUUAUAACCACCUACGGAUCCGUUGCUAGCGAAGUGCAAGCACGUAAUAAGGGAAGACCAAGCCCGUGCCCCCUCGAGGAAGUAGGAUGGUUUCGUGUUGUCCUCGACGAGGCUCACAUGAUACGGGAACAAAACACUCUACAAUUCAAAGCUAUCUGCCGUCUACAAGCCAAUCGCCGCUGGGCCGUCACUGGUACCCCCGUUCAAAACAAGUUAGACGACCUUGCGGCAUUACUUGCCUUUCUCCGCCUGAAGCCUUUUGACGACAGGACCAAGUUUACACAGUAUAUCACAGCCCCGUUCAAAGUCUGUGAUCCCGAGAUUGUGCCUAAACUCCGAGUUCUAGUAGACAGUGUCACCCUUCGACGCUUAAAGGAUAAGAUAGACCUCCCUCCCAGAAGAGACGAGAUUAUGAGGCUAGACUUCUCUCCUUCCGAACGCAAACUUUACCAACUAUUUGAGAAAAACGCGCAAGAAAAAGUCCAGGUCUUGGCACAAGGCAGAGAGAAGAUGAUUGGCGGUAGGACCUACAUUCAUAUCCUCCAGUCUAUUCUCAGACUCCGUCUCAUCUCCGCUCACGGAAGAGACCUUCUCAGCAACGAGGAUUUAGAGGCAGUGCAGGGCAUGACCGAAGAUUCUGCCAUCAACCUUGAUAGUGACGAGGAUGAGGAGAAACCGGCACUAGCAGAAGCGAAGGCUUAUGAGGUUUUUGCGCUGAUGCAGGAGACCAAUAACGACGUCUGUAUAGCUUGCUCACGAAAGGUCAGUUCCAACGACAACGCGGAUAUAGCGUCAGAGCGUGAAGAGGAUAUCAUCGGGUACAUGAGUGCUUGUUUUCACAUUAUCUGUCCUAAUUGCAUCAAGAAUUGGGAAGAAGAAGUUGGCAACCAUGGAUCGGGUACAUGUCCCGUCUGCCAAGCUCACGUCCGCCUUACCUAUAAUGAAAUCCGCAAAAGCAAGACGGAAGUCGAGCACGAAGGACACGAUCAUGCUCAUAAGUCCGAGGGCAAAGUCCGAAGUAAGGACAACUAUGCGGAUUACUCUGGUCCCCACACAAAGACCUGUGCUCUGGUCGAAGAGCUGCUCAGGUCCAAAGCCGACAGCGAGGCCAAACCCGACGAGCUCCCGUACAAGUCAGUGGUAUUUUCGGCAUGGACAUCUCAUCUUGACCUAAUCCAAAUCGCCUUGGACGAUGCCGGUAUCAAAUACGUCCGCCUCGAUGGAAAGAUGAGUCGCACAGCCAGAACGGCUGCGAUGACUGAUUUCCGGGAAGAUAGAUCAGUACAUGUGAUACUGGUGUCGAUUAUGGCUGGUGGGCUAGGCCUCAAUCUUACGGCAGGAAAUUCUGUCUACGUAAUGGAGCCGCAGUACAACCCAGCGGCGGAAGCUCAGGCCGUCGACCGCGUGCACCGACUUGGACAGAAAAGACCCGUUCGCACCGUCAGAUUUAUUAUGCAGGGCAGCAUCGAGGAGAAGAUGCUCGAGCUCCAGGAGAAAAAGAAGAAGCUCGCCAGCCUCAGCAUGGACAGAAACCGGGUCAUGGAUAAGUCGGAAGCGGCAAAGCAAAAGCUCAUGGACCUGCGCAGUCUCUUUAGAUGAGUGCCGUGUUCUUGCUGCCGCUCCAAAGCCCUGUGAUUCUUGACGGGCAUGUCACGGCGUUCUCUAUGGGCGAGAGAGGUUAAAGGGAGGAAAUAGGUUUAUGUUGCAUUUGCGUGGCGUUACGGUUGCUUUUAUAAUGUCCAAAGACAUUGCUGGCGAGCAGGUCAUCGGCGUUCUUAUCCACGGGGUUAGAGGAUCACUCCCCGCACCUGGAUCCAAAGACGAGCAAUCUCGCGAAACGGCAUACGGAUAGGAUAAGGAGGGGGGGCAUUCUUGAAAGCGGGCUUUUUCUCAGGGUACAAUACCCGUUGAUUGAUGACGAGCCACAUUAAAGUAGUUGCUAUACACUAUUCCUUUUUUUCAGUUCAAGCUAUCAUGAUUACACCUCUCGAUACCAACUUAGCGGUUUCGUUUCGACGGGGGGAGGGGAGCUCAGUUCACCCCCUUACUCUUCGGACAAACCGAACGAUUUGCAUGAAUUGAUAUUAGAAUCUUACACUACGUUAACUGAUCACGUGCAAUGAUUUCUCUUUCCUCUUACUCCCGAUACUUGCGUACUAGGUAGGUUAAGU
This is a messenger RNA of Annulohypoxylon truncatum, 4438 nucleotides long. RefSeq names its product SNF2 family N-terminal domain-containing protein. Gene Ontology annotation, molecular function: ATP-dependent chromatin remodeler activity; ATP binding; protein binding. NCBI's taxonomy places the organism in Eukaryota, Fungi, Ascomycota, Sordariomycetes, Xylariales, Hypoxylaceae. The record is from RefSeq and is a predicted model, not a curated record. The transcript has 3 exons. Bases 564 to 3866 code for a protein of 1100 amino acids.